AUGGACAACUGCGUGCUGCAGUGCUACAGCGAAAGCAUUCAUGACUUCUGGAGCGACAGCAGCAGAGUGCGGCAGCUGGCGAUUCGGGUGAGUAGACAAACAAGUGUGGGGCGGCGGGGGCUGGAGGGGCCCCCGAAGGCGAAGCAGCUGAUGCUGCAGCAGCAGCAGCAGCAGCAGCAGCAGCAGCAGCUGCUGCAGCUGCCCCACAGCGCCCACCAGCAGCUCGGAAGCCGGCGACACCCCCAGCACGCCGUGCAGCAGCAGCAGCAGCAGCACACACAGCUGCAGCAGCUCCGCGACAUACACGCAGCUGACGAAGACACGGACUACACUGCUGCUGCUGCUGCAGCAGGAGCAGCAGCAGACCCUCAGCAGCUGCUGCUGGUCCCCUACGGAGACACUGAAAACCUCCUGCAGUUCGCCUUCGGCAGCGGGGGCCCCACAGAGGCCCCUGAGGAUUAUGGCGCAGCAGCGCAGCUGCUGCCGCAGGAUGUGCGCAGCAACGCAGCAGCAGCAGCAGCAGCAGCAAAUGCAGCCAAUGCAGCAGCAGCAGCGGGACUGCCGUGGGGCUUCGGAGACACCCUCCUGCUCCAGGGAACGCUCCAGCAGCAACUCCUGCAGCAGCAGCAGCAACAGCUGCAGCAGCAACAGCUGCUUGGCUUCGACAACCUCUUGCUGCAACCAGAGGACUUCUUCCUGCAGCAACAGCAGCAGCAACAGCAGGAACAGCUGCUGCAGCUGCUGCAGCAGGAGGGAGUUAACGCUGAAAACGCAGGGCUCUUCAUUGAGCAACACUUGCAGGAGCAGCAGCAGCAGCAGCAGCAGCAGCAAGAGGAUGAAGAUGCUGAGCAGCACAACUUAAUAUUCCCUUUUCUGGGGCUCUCAGACACUGAGACCCCUCGAGACAGCAACACUGCUGCCAAAGGGCCGCGGCAAGAAGCAGCAGCAGCAGCAGCAGCAGAGCCGUCUGCAGCAGCAGCAGCAAACCCGUACUCGUCAUUUCGCCCUGCAACACACUCCCCGGGCCCCAUAGGCGCAAGCCACGGCCUGCGGCGGCAGCAGCAGCAGCAGGGGGCCCCUGCAGCAAACCCUUGUGCUGCUGAGGGGGGCCCCCCAGAAGCAUUUACAUCUGCAAAGGGGCCCUUUCAGCUUGGAGGGUUUCCCGAGAGCAGCAGCAGCAGCAGCAACAGCAGCAGCAGCGGCAGCAGGAAGCCCCGUUCGUGUGAGCUCAGGGAGCCGCAGAAAGAAGACCAGCAGCAACAGCAGCAGCAGCAGCAACUGCUGCUCCAGCAGCUGCAUGCACCCAGCUCUGCCACUCCCGCGCUGCUGAGGGCGCUGCAGCAGCUACAGAUGCAACCGUGGGCAGCAGCAGCAACAGCAACAGCAGCAACAGCAGCAGCAACAGCCACUCCUGAACAAAUCCUCCACUCUGAAGGCCUCUCUGGAGACACAGGAGACUCUGCUGCUGGACACGGCAAGCGCUAG
This is a messenger RNA of Eimeria tenella, 1485 nucleotides long. RefSeq lists its product as uncharacterized. Bases 1 to 1485 code for a protein of 494 amino acids. The transcript has a single exon. The record is from RefSeq and is a predicted model, not a curated record. NCBI's taxonomy places the organism in Eukaryota, Apicomplexa, Conoidasida, Eucoccidiorida, Eimeriidae.